Molecule: messenger RNA, 8147 nt
Organism: Sorex araneus (European shrew)
Lineage: Eukaryota; Metazoa; Chordata; Mammalia; Eulipotyphla; Soricidae
Gene: MKI67
Product: marker of proliferation Ki-67
Exons: 14
Coding region: 15-8147 (2710 amino acids)
Biological process (GO): regulation of mitotic nuclear division; regulation of chromosome segregation
Cellular component (GO): chromosome; nucleus
Molecular function (GO): protein binding
Source: RefSeq, a predicted model, not a curated record
CCGGCCGGCCGGACAUGGGGCCCGCGGGGCGGCUGGUGACCAUCAAGAGGAGCGGGGCGGACGGAGCGCCCUUCCCGCUGACCCUCAGCAGCUGCCUGUUCGGAAGGGACAUCGAGUGUGACAUUCGCAUCCAGCUCCCGGUGGUGUCCAAACAACACUGCAAAAUCGAGGUCCAUCAGCAGGAGGCCACCCUGAUUAACUUCAGCGCCUCGAACCCAACCCAACUCAACGGCAGGGCCAUUACGCAGCCCGUCCGCCUGCAGCACGGGGACGUGAUAACUAUUGUCGAUCGUUCUUUCAGGUAUGAAGACGCCCGUCACCAGGAUGGGGACAGACCAGCCACGAGUGCGGGGCGGAGACACUCACAGGGGUCUCUGCACCUGCUCGCUGCACCCGGCUCAUCAGGCCACGACGGGAAAGUUCCAGGCUCCGGAGUCCGUGAAGAGAAGGUUCCGGGGCGCUCCGGGGUGCGUUCGAAGAGCCUCGGGGCCGGCAGGAGAACCCCGGAGCUGGCCGGGGAGCCGGGCAGGCCCCCCGGGACCCCGGGACCCGAGAAGGGCCGCACGAGCCUCUCUCCGUUCCAGCAGCUCUACGAGUCGCUGAAGGAGGAGCUGGACGGCCGGGCAGAGAAGGAGAACGUGCCCGGGGCCCCUCGCAGGAGGUCGGGCUCGGCGGGGCCCGGGCGGAAAUCGGCCCCGGCGCCCGCAGAGCAGGGGCACACCCCGAAGGAGCGGCGGGGACCCGGGGCCGACCCCGUGAGCUGUCCCCGUCCAGGCACCCCCCUGGCCAGGAGCCCGGGGCGGCCGGCCCAGUCCCCGCCGACUUCCUCCCGGAAACGGCGGCGCAGCGAGGCCCUGGGUGCUGAGGCCGGGAGGGGGUCUCCGAGUCCGGGGCCCCGGAAGCUCCCAAGGAAAAGCCAGACCCCCACGAAGGCGGAAGGCGCCUCCGUUCCCGGGGACACGCCAGAGAAGCCCCUCGCCGAGAAGCAGAGAAGGCUCAGCUCUGGCCGGGCGCAGAGCCCCUCCGUCCUGGCGCCCCUGCUCACGCAGGGCGCGACCCCGCCGGCCCCCCGGCCUGAGAAAGCAGCCGGGCGCGCGGGCCCUCGCUCCCCUGGCCUGGGCCCCACCGACGUGAGCAACCGCGGGAGCCCCGUUCAGUGGGCGGCGGGCGAGCCGGGGAAGCGCCGGCGGGUGUCCUUCGGGGGCCGCCUCAGGCCCGAGCUGUUCGACGAGAACCUGCCCCCCAACACGCCCCUGAAGAGAGGGGAGACGCCGCGGAGGGCCCGCUCGCUGGCGCCCACCGUGCUCAAGACCAUCAUCAAGGGGCGGCCGCAGAGCCCAGCACGAGGCGCGCCCGGCUCAGGCCCGCGCCAGGAGGCUGCUGGCAGGCCCAGACAGCCCGUUGCGGCCGCGGACACACCCAAGCCGGCCUCGAGGCGGAGCAGCCAGCAGACCCCCCGGAGAGCGUCCCUCGGGCGCGGCCAGAGGGGCAUCCUCCAGAUGAUCCGCUCUAAGAGGAGGAGCGGCGCGUCCGAGGCCAACCUCGUGGUGGCCAGGUCGUGGGCGGACGUGGUGAGGCUUGGCGCCAAGCAGGCGCAGGCGCAGACCAGGGCGGCGAAGCGGGCGCCCGCCCGGCAGCCACCGAGAAGGCAGAGAAGGAUCCAGAACACCCCGAAGAGGCCCGCGGGCAGCGUCCCCGACCACUUCAGCACCGGCCACGCCAACUCGCCGUGCACCAUCACCGUGGGCAGGGCCCACCUGGAGAGGGUGCGAGGCCCGGCCCGCCCCCAGUGGGUGCUGAACCCCCUGGUGUCCGGACACAAGGCGGGCCUCCCCGAAGACCUCUCCGGGCUGGCCGAGAUGUUCCAGACGCCCGGGAGAGGGGCCUCCCCGAGGGGGAGCACGCGUCCCGCCCGCCGGUCCGCCUCCAGGGGUCUGCUGGCGGCAAAGCUGCCCGCCCCCAGCCCCGGCCAGGAGCCCGUCCCCGCUGCCCCGGACACGACAGCGGAGGCCCCCUCGGUCGGGAAGUCCCCACGCACACCGGGCACGGCCACCCCCACAUGCAGAGGACGAGCCAGUGACGCGGGAAAGCUCAGGUUUCUGCAAGAAACUCCACAGCAGGACCCGGGCCCGGCAGAAGGCGGGACUGAAGCCCCAAGGCGGCCGCGGACCCGCAGGGUGAAGGCGCAGCCCCUUGAAGACCUGACCGGCCUGGAAGAGCUUUUCCGAACCCCAGAGCAAGUCAAGGCAGCAAGGCCUGAGGACGGGCCCUGCCCAUCUGCCAAGCCAGAGCCAGCCGGCACGCCCAGCUCCAACAGGCGACUCAAGACACCGUCCCGGGGCCUGGCGGAGCCCCCCGCAGCCAGCACGACCCCCCACACACCAGGGAGGGCCACCCCCACACACAGAGAGCCAGCGGGUCUGGAUGGAGUCACGGGGCCACAGGAGGCUGCAGGGCAGGACCUGGGCCCGGCAGCAGGUUUCACGGGGACCAAGAGGAGGUCAAGGACCCCCAGAGUGAAGGCGCUGCCCCUCGAAGACCUGGCCGGCCUGGAAGAGCUUUUCCGAACCCCGGAGCACGUCAAGGCAGCAAAGUCAGAGGACGGGCCCUGCCCAUCUGCCAAGCCAGAGCCAGCCGGCACGCCCAGCUCCAACAGGCGACUCAAGACACCGUCCCGGGGCCUGGCGGAGCCCGCCACAGCCCGAACAACCCCCCACACACCGGGCAGGGCCGCCCCCACACACACGGGCCCGGCCAGUGACACGGGAAAGGUCAGAUUUCUGCAGGAGACUCCAAAGCAGGGCCUGGGCCCAGCAGAAGCUGUUGGCGGGAGCAGGAGGAAGCCGGGGACCCCCAGAGUGAAGGCGCAGCCCCCGGAGGACCUGGAGAGCUUGGAAGACCUUUUCCGAACCCCAAAGCAAGUGAAGGCAGCAAGGCCUGACGACGGGCCCUGCCCGUCUGCCAAGCCAGAGCCAGCCGGCACGCCCAGCUCCAACAGGCGACUCAAGACACCGUCCCGGGGCCUGGCGGAGCCCCCCGCAGCCAGAACAACCCCCUACACACCCGGGAGGGCCGCCCCCACAUGCAGAGGACCAGCGGGUGAUGCGGGAACGCUCAAGCUACCACAGGAAUCUCCAAAGCAGGGCCUGGAUCCAGCAGAAGCUGUUGGCGGGAGCAGGAGGAAGCCGGGGACCCCCAGAGUGAAGGCGCAGCCCCCGGAGGACCUGGAGAGCUUGGAAGACCUUUUCCGAACCCCAAAGCAAGUGAAGGCAGCAAGGCCUGACGACGGGCCCUGCCCGUCUGCCAAGCCAGAGCCAGCCGGCACGCCCAGCUCCAACAGACGACUCAAGACACCGUCCCGGGGCCUGGCGGAGACCCCCGCAGCCAGAACAACCCCCCACACACCCGGGAUGGCCGCCCCCACAUGCAGAGGACCAGCGGGUGAUGCGGGAAUGCUCAAGCUACCACAGGAAUCUCCAAAGCAGGACCUGGACCCAGCAGAAGCUGUCGGCGGGAGCAGGAGGAAGCUGGGGACCCCCAGAGUGAAGGUGCAGCCCCUGGAGGACCUGACCGGCCUGGAAGACCUUUUCCGAACCCCAGAGCACGUCAAGGCAGCAAGGCCUGAGGACGGGCCCUGCCCGUCUUCCAAGCCAGAGCCAGCCGGCACGCCCAGCUCCAACAGGCGACUCAAGACACUGUCCCGGGGCCUGGCGGAGACCCCGGCAGCCAGCACAACCCCCCACACACCGGGCAGGGCCGCCCCCGAACACACAGGCCCGGCCAGUGACGCAGGAAAGGUCAGAUUUCUGCAGGAGACUCCAAAGCGGGGCCUGGGCCCGGCAGAAGGUGUCAGCUCGAGCAGGAGGCGGCCGGGGACCCCCAGAAGAGAGGCCCUGGAAGACCUGGUGGGCUUCAAAGAGCUUUUCCAGACCCCAGAACAAGUCACGAAACAGAGUACUAGGGCCGGUGGCAGCACACCCCGCUUGCCCUCCGGGUCCGAGCCGGCCAGCAGAGUGAAGAAGCCAUCGAGGGCGUCCCUGGGGCAGAGGGACGUGGAGGGGGGACUCCCCACACCCGGGAAGGACCCCCAUGUGCCGGGGAGAGCCACUCCCAGGCGUGGGGAGCCACAGGGCAGCGACAGGGACCCCCCACUGACAAGGGGGGCUGCAGACCAGGGCCUGGGUCCGGCAGAAGGCGGGUCUGGAGCCCCGAGGUGGCCGCGGACCCCCAGAGUGAAGGCGCAGCCCCUGGAGGACCUGACCGGCCUGGAAGACCUUUUCCGAACCCCAGAGCACGUCAAGGCAGCAAAGUCAGAGGACGGGCCCUGCCCAUCUGCCAAGCCAGAGCCAGCCGGCACGCCCAGCUCCAACAGGCGACUCAAGACACCGUCCCGGGGCCUGGCGGAGCGCCCCGCAGCCCGAACAACCCCCCACACACCGGGCAGGGCCGCCCCCGCACACACGGGCCCGGCCAGUGACGCGGGGAAGGUCAGAUUUCUGCAGGAGACUCCAAAGCGGGGCCUGAGUCCAGCUGAAGGUGUCGGCGGGAGCAGGAGGCGGCCGGCGACCCCCAAGUUCAAGGUGCAGCCCCCGGAUGACCUGACAGGCCUCCGAGAGCUGUUCCAGAGCCCUGACGGCACAGGCGGAGCGCAGGCCGAUGCUGGAGCCUUGGCCGUGCCCCGCACAGCUGCUCGCACACGCUCUGUCCGCACACCAGGGGGCGGGGAGGGGCGUCCCCCCACCCCACGGGCGAAGGAGGACUCGCACCCCACCCUCAGCACGCCCGCCCUCACACCCGGAGGGCACGGCGGGGAGGCCGAGUGGCUGCAGAAGACGCCAAAGCGGGAGCUGACCCCGGCAGCGGGUGCCGGCGGGAGCAGCAGGCGGCCCGGGACCCCCAGAGCCAAGGCGCAGCCCCUGGAAGACGGCGCGGGCUUCCAAGAGCUUUUCCAAACCCCACAGCAGGGCAGGGCCCCGGGGGCCGAGAGCCGGACCAAGGCUCCUUGCUCGUCGGCCAGGCCAGAGCCAGCCAGCACCCCAACGGACACCGACUGGAGACCCAAGACACCGUCCCGGGGCCUGGCGGAGCCCCCCGCAGCCAGCACGACCCCCCACACUCCAGGGAGGGCCGCCCCCACGUGCAGAGGACCAGCCAGUGAUGCGGGAAAGCUCGGGUUUCUGCAGGAAACUUUGAAGCAGGGCCUGGGUCCGGAAGAAGGAGGGUCUGGAGCCCUGCGGCGGCCGCGGACCCCCAGAGUGAAGGCGCAGCCCCUCGAAGACCUGACCGGCCUGGAAGAGCUUUUCCGAACCCCAGAGCACGUCAAGGCAGCAAAGUCAGAGGACGGGCCCUGCCCGUCUGCCAAGCCAGAGCCAGCCGGCACGCCCAGCUCCAACAGGCGACUCAAGACACCGUCCCGGGGCCUGGCAGAGUCCCCCGCAGCCAGAACAACCCCCCACACACCGGGCAGGGCCGCCCCCACACACACGGGCCCGGCCAGUGACGCGGGGAAGGUCAGAUUUCUGCAGGAGACUCCAAAGCAGGGCCUGGACCGGGCAGAAGCUGUCGGCGGGAAGAGGAGGAAGCCGGGGACCCCCAGAGUGAAGGCGCAGCCCCCGGAGGACCUGGUGGGCUUGAGAGAGCUGUUCCAGACCCCCGAGCAGGCCGAGGGCCCCCGCGAGGCCCCGCGCUCAGAGCCUGCGGGGAGCAGCAGGGGGAGGCGGCCCCGCGCGGCUGCUGGACUGGAGCACCAAGGCAAGGAGCUGCCGCCUGCUCGGCGCCGGGCCCCCCGCACAGCCCCCCGCGCGGAAGGCGCCGAACCGCCGACGGAGGAGCAGGAGCUGGAGCCCGCCGGGAAGCUGCCGGCGAGGGGCGGGAGGCCGCUGCGAGCAGCCCGGGCAAAGGCCGGGCCCCCGGAAGGCUCUGCCGCGCUGAGGGAGCCCCCCCAGCCCCAGGAGGACACAGACCAGCCCGCGGCUGUCGCUGAGACCCCCAGAGUGGCCCAUGCAGACCCUCCAGCCAAGACCACCGUCGUGGCAGCCAGAACGAGGCGGGGCCGAGCCCCUGCAGGUCCAGCGCAGGGAGAUGUGGAGCCGCCCGCUGGCCGCCGGCCCACCCGGGCCGCCGCGGUGAGAGCCACGCGCUCGGACCCGGCCAACAGCGAGGGAGGCGCCGCCGCUUCUCUGGGACCGGCCGGGCAGAGGCCCCAGCCUGCAGGAGGAGAAGCAGGAAGCAGGAGGCAGCCGCGAGCAGCCCGGGCAAAGGUCGAGGCCCCCGGAAGCCCGGCUGAGCUGAGGGAGCCCCCCCAGCCCCAGGAGGACACAGACCAGCCUGCGGCCGCCGCCAAGACCCCCAGGGUGGCCCCUGCAGACCCUCCAGCCAAGACCACCGUCGCGGCAGCCAGAACGAGGCAGGGCCGAGCCCCUGCAGGUCCAGCGCAGAGAGAUGUGGAGCUGCCCGCUGGCCGCCGGCCCACCCGGGCCGCCGCGGGGAGAGCCGCGUGCUCGGACCCGGCCAACAGCGAGGGAGGCGCCGCCGCUUCUCUGGGACCGGCCGGGCAGAGGCCCCAGCCCGCAGGAGGUGAAGCAGGAAGCAGGAGGCAGCCGCGAGCAGCCCGGGCAAAGGUCGGGGCCCCCGGAGGCCCGGCUGAGCUGAGGGAGCCCCCCCAGCCCCAGAACACAGAUGAGCCCGAGUCCACUGCCGAGACCCCUGGGGUGGCCCCUGCAGACCCUCCGGCCAAGCCCACCGCCUCGACAACGAGGAGGCGGCAGCCCCAGGCCCCAGCAGGUCCAGCGCAAGCUGCCGUGGAGCCGUCUGCUGGCCGCCGGCCCACCCGGGCCGCCGCGGGGAGAGCCGCACGCUCGGGCCAGGCCGACGGGAAGGGGGGUGCCGAGGCCCCUGCGGGACCGGCCGGGCAGGAGCCCCAGCCCGAAGACGGGGCGGCAGGAAGCAGGCGGCAGCCGCGAGCAGCCCGAGCACAGGUCGGGGCCCCCGGAGGCCCGGCUGGGCAGGGGCCCCCCAGCCCCCCAGAGGACACCAGCGUGCCGAGCCCUGAGGGCGGACCCUCAGAGGCGCCCCCCGGGGCCCCCCGGGCAGACUCCGCCAGCCCAGGCAGCAGGAGGCGGCGGCUCCGGACCCCAGCGGGCAGAGAGGAGGCGCCCGCCCGCCCGAGGGCCAGCAGAGCUGUGGGAGAAGCCGCGAAGGGUCCCCGGGACGCAGCCACCACCUCACCCCAGGGACCCGCCUCGCAGAAGCCGGGCUCGGGCGACCCCGAGAGCGGGAGCAGGAGGCCGCUGCGGGCCCAGGCUGGCACCCCGGGCGAGGAGGCCAGGCCGAGUGUGCGAUUCCAGCUGGCCCAGGCGGCCGGCGCCCAGGCUCCGGAGCACACAGCCCUCGGCACGCGGCAGCGGCCGGCCAGGACUCCCCGGGGCCCGCCGGCAGCGCCCGUGGAGGAGCCGGGGAGCAGCGCAGACCCCGGGGCGUCCCCCAGCCAAGGCCCCGCUCUCCCGGCAACCCCAGCCGGGCGGGUCACCAGAGGGAAGAGGCAGCGCCCGGAGCUGGCGGCCGAGGAGAGGCCGGUGCAGAAGAAGCAGCGGGGGGCGCCCCCGGACCCCGCCGUCACGGCGCAGAGCCAGAGGGUCCGGGCCCGGGGGGCGCAGCCCACGGCGGAGCAGCCCGGCGGCACCGAGCAGGAGCACGCGGAGGACCCCCCGGCUGGCAGGGCCGGCACGGCGCGUCAGGUGUCCCAGGGGAGGCCCCUGCGCUCCCGACGCCCCACGGAAGCGAGUGUUGAAGCGCCAGCACCCGAGUCUCUGGGUCCAGCGGAGAAGACGCGAGCCAGGAGGGACAGGAGGGCGCCACUGGGAGCCACACAGGACCCAGAGCCCCCGAACCCGCAGGGGGCAGCCCCCACGGACAGCCGGGCCCCGGCCAGGGGCAAGAGGGCGCCUCUGCCCAGGGCUGCCGAGGAGAGUCCAGCCGGAGCCCCGGCAAAGGCCGCGCCCAGGACCAGCAGGACGGCCGUGGGCCCAGACUCCAGGCCCAGAGUGACCCGGGGCAGCAAGCGAGGUGGUGACGACUCAGAGAAGGAGAACGACGCCGUGGACGCCAAGAAACUCCGCCUUCGGAGCCGGCGGGAGCGCGCGGCUUAG